This is a messenger RNA of Cottoperca gobio, 3135 nucleotides long. It is a transcript of the gene rinl, whose product is annotated as Ras and Rab interactor-like. The transcript has 11 exons. The record is from RefSeq and is a predicted model, not a curated record. Gene Ontology annotation, cellular component: endocytic vesicle; cytosol. Gene Ontology annotation, molecular function: guanyl-nucleotide exchange factor activity; small GTPase binding. Gene Ontology annotation, biological process: vesicle-mediated transport. The coding region runs from base 232 to 2640 and encodes 802 amino acids. NCBI's taxonomy places the organism in Eukaryota, Metazoa, Chordata, Actinopteri, Perciformes, Bovichtidae.
ACACCAGCAUGCGCCGGACGUGGCAGCCGUACGACAGUUAACUGCAUUUCGAAACAUUCUUUACAUUGAGCAAGGAACCUAUCUGCGGAUGUAUUUCUGAGGAUGUGAGCUUCCUAUUUAUUAAGACCUGUUGGUAUUUUAGCAACAUGUGGAGAAAUGUGCAGAGCAGCGUGAAGUAGAGACUCUGAGCUACCUGAGCCCGACACAUACGGUGCACACAGACGUGUCCAGAUGUUUGAGUCCAGGCCGGUUCACAGUGCCGUGAACGGGACGACAGCCAUCCCGUGGAGGAGCAGCAGGAGGAGGCUGACGCUGCUGGAGCAGCUGAGGGGCUCUCAGGAGGCCUGGUGCCCCGCGGGCCCCUGGGAUAGAGAGGGGGCCCACGCUGCUAUCUGUGGAACACCUGCUGGGAGUUUCCUGGUUGUGCGGGACUCUGCGACGUCUCUGCCCAACGUGCUGUGUGUGUCUGCUGGAGGAGGGAAUGAAACAGUUGAUUAUAACAUCAAAAGCACAGGCACAGUCUUCCAGCUGUCUGAGUCUCGUCUUUCGUUCUCCGACGUGACUCAGCUGGUGCUCUUCUACUCUCUGACUCGGGAUGUGUUGGCUGUCUGUCUUUACAUUCCUCACUGGAUCUACAGCGUAACCGAGCAGACCAGAGAUCGUCUCCGUCAGCUUGAACCCAACACGUGGCUCUGCACACCGCCGGACCAACAGACUGAUGACAUGACCCAGAGGGAGCCAAGCAACGUGAUGUGCUCCAUACAGCUGACUUCCACCAACGGGGCCUUGUGUAUCAUCAAUCCUCUCUACCUCCGUGAACAUGGAGAUGAGUGGCUCACCCACAGGGCGACCGCUGCACCGUGCGCCACGCAGCCGUCAGCUUACAGACGAGAGCGACGCCUCAGCACCACCAGAGCAUGGGCGGGGGCGGGGUUACAAAACAAACGAGCCCUCUCGAUGGACCAGGAACCCUCUGCUGCCGAUUUGGGGACUUCUGGUCUGAUCAGAGCCUUCUCAGCUGAUUCACCACAUGGCCCCACGUCAACACCAGAGGCUCCAGCAGGUGUGGUUCUCAGGAGGCCCAGCAGAGACUGCAGCCCCCCUCACAGAGCGAGCUCGGGGAGCCUCACUCCAUCUACUCCCUCCACCCCUGGAAGUUCAAAUAGAGCAUCGCUCGAGCUGACGCAGCACGGCAGCCCAGUGCCUCAGUCUCCUCACAGGGUGUCCUGGAUCGAAGAUGGAGUCUGGCUGCCCCCACCCAGGCCCUCCUCUUUGCUCCAUCCGCCGUCGCUGGAGCUCGACUCACUGUCAAUCAGCAGCAUAGAGGAAGAGCAGGAGUACCAUGUAUGCAGCUCUACCUCGCUCUACCCGUCGGCGCACCGGUUGGCCGACAAGGUCAUACACCGCCUCUCAGCGGUGGGUCAGGCUCUCGGCGGCCUGGUGAGUCAGAAGAAGAGACUAACCAAUCGCGUGAAUGAGCUGAGCGAGCGGAAAGGUGCGGCGUUUGCGGAGGCUGUGAAAGGAUUUGUGGAGAUGACCCUGAAGAAAGGGGGGGAUCCCGGCGAGGUCACGGGGUCAGAGUACUUACAGGAAGUGAGGUCAUCGCUCUCGUCACUGAGGGAGACACUGUUGGACUAUCCAGAAAUCCAGGCGCUGUUGGACAGCAUCACUGACUUCAACGACUCGGAGAUCGACUCCCUGGUGGAGCUUUCCCUCCACAAGGUGGCUCUGAAGCCCGUCUCCGCACACCUCUACUGCUGCAUUAAUGUUGCCAGGACUAAUGACGGCAGCUUCGAGCGUCUGCAGAGCAACCUGCAUGUGCUGGAAAAGAACGGGGCGGAGGAGCUCGGGGGGUCGUCGGGAGUCGGAGUUCCCGACUCGGUCACCCUGGAGAGGAUCCAGCAGAGGUGGACCAGCAUGCAUGAGGCCUACUCCCCGAACAAGAAGGUCCACAUCCUGCUCAAAGUCUGCAAGAGCAUCUAUCACAGCAUGAGUGCUAAUGCUAGCUCAGGCAAAGUGUUCGGAGCAGAUGAUUUCCUGCCCUGCCUGACGUGGGUGCUGCUCCGUAGCGACGUGGUCACUUUACACGUGGACACCGACUACAUGAUGGAGCUGCUGGACCCCACGCAGCUACAGGGAGAGGGUGGCUACUACCUUACAACUCUAUACGCCUCUCUUUACUACAUCAGCAGCUUCCAGCCACGGUUGGCUGCACGCCAGCUCAGUGUCGAAGCCCAAAACUCUCUUAACCAAUGGCAUCGCAGGCGCACACUGCACUGCAACCAAUCACGCCGCAGCGAGAACAGACGGACCAUUCGCAGGCAGACGUGUCGGGACAAGCGCGAGCAGAACUCUGAGAAGAGGAAAGAAGAGGAAAGUGAGAGAGAAGGCGAUUCUGUUAAUAAUGAGUCACAGCAGCAGACAGAAAGCACCGCAGAGGCUCUGCAGCCGCUGCAGGAGGAGACGAGCGGAGAGCGAGGAGCGCAGGACGCAUCACAGGACGCAUCACAGGACGCAUCACAGGACGCAUCACAGGACGCAUCACAGGACGCAUCACAGGUGUGCACUGCAGCAUCGGACUGUCAUCAGGAAGACACGACCAGGAGCAAACAGGAAGGAGAGGACCACACAGUCUUGUAAAGGAGAGAAGACCUGAGGUGUCACAAUACCGUAAAAUGUUGCAACGCACCGACACACACAUAUUUUAUACGAAAGUUAUUAAAGUUCAUGUUUGGAGGCGAUUUUAGAUUUUAUAAGGAAUAUUUUUAUAUUAACUUAAACUAACAUGUUUUAUUUGUAAAUAUAUUCACAUGAACAAGAGUUCAGUAAUAAAACCAACACACAGUUGUGGGUGUGCGGCUUUGCUAGCAGCUCUCGUGUAUUAUUAAUAUUCUUAUCUUUGCAGGUUAUUUAACAGAACAGAGUCCGGAGCAGGAGAGUGAAUGUUGUAAUGAACAGAAGCACGACUCCCAAUGAUGCUCAUGUUGCGCCGUAUGUUCUGCGUGCAUCAGUCGACGGCUGUCUGUAAUGUUAACGUGUUAUUAACCCCAACACAUUCCUUAUGUCAUCUCUGCGUGAUGUCAUUCUGACCCCAACGCUGCUGUAAAUGAACAAAUAAAGAUAAAAUAAUCCGAA